Messenger RNA from Penicillium riverlandense, 618 nucleotides. RefSeq names its product mitochondrial 37S ribosomal protein uS12m. The transcript has 3 exons. Gene Ontology annotation, molecular function: structural constituent of ribosome. The coding region runs from base 1 to 618 and encodes 205 amino acids. Gene Ontology annotation, cellular component: ribosome; small ribosomal subunit. Gene Ontology annotation, biological process: translation. NCBI's taxonomy places the organism in Eukaryota, Fungi, Ascomycota, Eurotiomycetes, Eurotiales, Aspergillaceae. The record is from RefSeq and is a predicted model, not a curated record.
AUGCCCCAAUUAAUCUCGCCCCUAGCCCUCCGGGCUCUGCGGACGAUGAUCCAGCGACCAACAACAUCACCCACACCCCUCCGCACUCUCAGCACAACUACCACCUCCGCCUUCCGUCGACCAACAACCACCACCCAGAUCCCAACACGCUUCACCUUCCAACCAACGCUGCGCACCCAAGCCGCGCUCCUCUUGACCCUCUCAGCCCGCCGCACAUUUACCUCCUCCCCCAUCGCCCGCGCAACCUACAACCAGGUGCGCCGCGGCUGCCGGACCGGCCAGCAAGCGCGCCGGGGCUGCUCUCCCGCGCUGAAGGGCCACCCGGAGCUGAAGGGGGUGUGUCUGAAGACUGGUAUCACGAAGCCGAAGAAGCCUAAUUCCGGGGAGCGCAAGACGGCACGUGUGCGUUUGAGUUCAGGGAAGGUCGUUACGGCUUAUAUUCCUGGUGAAGGUCACAACAUCCAGCAGCACAGCGUUGUUCUGGUCCGCGGUGGGAGAGCCCAGGAUUGCCCAGGUGUGAAGUAUACCCUGGUUCGCGGCGGCAUGGACCUGGGUGGUGUUGGUAGUCGGAUGACGAGUCGGUCAAAGUACGGGACCAAGAAGCCCAAGACCAACUAA